This is a messenger RNA of Lipotes vexillifer (Yangtze River dolphin), 588 nucleotides long. Its product is annotated as proline-rich protein HaeIII subfamily 1-like. The record is from RefSeq and is a predicted model, not a curated record. Bases 1 to 588 code for a protein of 195 amino acids. Lineage: Eukaryota; Metazoa; Chordata; Mammalia; Artiodactyla; Lipotidae. The transcript is spliced from 2 exons.
AUGGGCGGGGAGCGUGCCAGGGCCCCGCGGAGGGGGAAGCGGCCCAGCCUCCCGCCGCCCGGAAAUCCCCCCUGCGCUUGGCCUGCCGAGCGUCCUGGGGUCUCCGGGAAGGGCGGCUGGGGGAAGGGGAGGACCCCGAGCCGCCCCUCCCCCGGGCCCGGCUUCGAGUAUCUGAGAAAGCAGAAGCGAGCGGCGCUCCGGAGAGUCCCACCGGAGCCGGGAUCUGGGAAGAGAAACUUGCGGCCGGGGCUGGGGCCGCGCCCUGCUAUCUGUGAAGCGCUCGGAGGACCCCCCCCGCCCCGCCUGGUCUCUCUGGAAGACCGAAGAUCCGGCCCUUUCCCCAGCUGCGCCGUCUUCGCCUAUCCGGAGGAGGAGCCGUCGGCGCGGACAGGACCGGCCCGCAUCCCCGAGAGGCGGCCGUCGCGGACCCGGAGCCCGAGCUUCCGCCCCCUUCCCGCACCCUCUCAACUCUGCCGGCCCUCCGCUGGACGCCCCUGUGCCCCCCGCAUCGUGCCUCCCAGGGUCCCGGAUCCCCAAGCGGACCCCCAGCCCUCGCCCACUCCUCGUAUCCGGCGCCGGGUCCCCUGA